AUGAACUUUGUAGAGAAAAAGGAACUUAAAAAUUCAGAUGAGAGACUAAAGCUCAAGGAAGCUAACCGUGCAUACACCGAGUGCAUUUCUAAGGAUUUCCUUAAUAGAUUCCUAGCAGGAGAGAAGGUUGAUGCUAAUGAUUUUUGUGUUAACGAGAGAGUUAGAAUGGAGCAGCUUGAUAGAUAAAUUUAUGGACAGCUAAAUAUCUGA
Stylonychia lemnae is the source of this 210-nucleotide messenger RNA. Lineage: Eukaryota; Ciliophora; Spirotrichea; Sporadotrichida; Oxytrichidae. The record is from the annotation of a GenBank genome assembly.